AUGGAUACGCUUGCUUCUUUUCUUCCGGCAGCUCUUUGCAAAACUGAACUUUUCUCAAGGUUACCGCUGUUUCCUGCACAUUCACCGAAGCAGUACUUAAAGCUUUGCGGAGAAGAUGUGUUUGUUGAUGGUCCAUUUGAAGUGCAUCCUGUUCGGAUUAAUUCGGUAUCGAUGGAAUCGAUUGAUGCGAUACUGGUAUCGAACUGGAUGUCUCUUGUUGCUUUACCGUUCUUCACUGAAAAUACCAAUUUCUCAGGCGCUGUGUUUGCAACGGAUCCGACUCUUCAGCUUGGCCGUGAACUUUUCUCAACGUUGCCAUUGUUUCCUGCACAUUCACCAAAACAGUACUUGAAGCUUUGCGGAGAAGAUGUUUUUGUUGAUGGUCCAUUUGAAGUGCAUCCUGUUCGGAUUAAUUCGGUAUCGAUGGAAUCGAUUGAUGCGAUACUGGUAUCGAACUGGAUGUCUCUUGUUGCUUUGCCGUUCUUCACUGAAAAUACCAACUUCUCAGGCGCUGUGUUUGCAACGGAUCCGACUCUUCAGCUUGGCCGGUCUUUUCCAAACGCUCCGUCAAGUGAUCCGCGUGAAUGGACCUCAUUCUACUCGCAUGAGCAAAUGGAGAAUUGUUUGGCCAAAGUGCAGCGUAUAUCAUUUCGGGAGUCUGUGGUAACUAAUGCUCACUUCUCCUGUCAUAGCAUCUAG
This is a messenger RNA of Gongylonema pulchrum, 699 nucleotides long. The record is from the annotation of a GenBank genome assembly. Lineage: Eukaryota; Metazoa; Nematoda; Chromadorea; Rhabditida; Gongylonematidae.